UCCGAUGGACCAGCGGAUCAUCUCCGUCCUCCUCAACUUUGAGCACCUGCACGUCAUGUGCUCUUCCGCCAUCGACGGAGACAUGGCCACCAUGUCCAAGGAGGAGCUUUCCUUUGAAGGGGUUGCGCUCGGCGAGACCAUUCAGCGGUUGCCCUAUGCGCUGGACGUGAUGACGCUCCUACCCAUGUGUCAGCAGGCUCAUGUACUGUGCUCAACCUUCAUCACAGGUGCAGAUGGGACAGAGAACACCAGGUCCAGGCCCCGCCUCGGGUACCCCAAACCCAAUGACACCCUCUUCACCCUCCUCACUGACUCUAUGAAAUCCAUGACGGACUUCAAGCUGGACCUCUCUGACAAGGAGAGUCUGCUCUUUGCCCAGUCUGUCCUUGAUCGAAGCAAAGACGACGAUGCGCCUCGUCCCUUCGGACUCGCCUCCUCGGACAUCUCCAGUCUCUUGUCAGAACUCGCAGACAGCGCUGCGGAAGGCUUAGAGAAGACGCCUGUUCCGCAGAACAGGACGAGUACUCCGUUGAUGGAGGAGAACCGGGAGAAGAAGGUGCCGCAGUGGACGCUGUACGUGAAAAGUGUCGGGAAGGAUCAUCUGAUCUUGGUCUUCAUGCCAGCUUCCUAUCAGGACUUAGGGCUGCUCAGUGCAACCAAGGAUGAUCCUGAAGCGGAUUUAUCCAUGGCACCUGAAUCGGAUCAAGCGAAACCAUCCCGUGAGUCCCAUCGCAGCAAGAAUCUGGAUGAGACAGACAGCGAGGAUGAGUGUCCGGCUAGAAAAACAGUGCCACCUGGAGUUGAGAAGAAAACAAAUACGAGCCUCCCCCUUCCCAUCUUCGUCUACGAUUGUUCCCUGGCGGCCCUGACCAAUUUUGUGCUGGGUCGCCUGGAUGAGAGUUCAGUGACGAAUGUCUUCAAGGAUCUGACCUUUGCGUCAAUGGAUGCGGGUGCCCAGGUCCCAACCACGCCAAGGAACAUCCCUAGACACAGGACAAGAGGAUUCAGUGAGCAGAAUGACUCGUUCUCUCCGCCCUUUGCUGAUCGGAGAGGGAGCAAGGCCAUGGAGUGGUUCUGCGGUAGUCUUGCCAACAAGGUCCACCAGGCCUUUGUCAUCGGCCUCUUCAAGAGCCUUCAGUACGGUAAAUGGGUUGACUGUCAUGAUGUCCAGUCGGCCAUCGAACAGGUGUGCGAGGAGUCACUCUAUGAAAUUGACAUCACUGAAUUUGUUCAAGUAGUCUGCGGUCAUGUCUACGGCGUGCGAGCCAAAGUAAGUGAUAGGAUAUUAAUGAUCUAGAGUUGUAGCACAAGAAAAUCUUGAUAGAGCUUGAUGCCGUAAUGUGUCGUCAGCCAUUGGGGUUGUGUGAGGGGAGUGUCUCUCAUUUUAUCAAGUUUGUUCAGGUGAUUUUGUUAUCAUAUAAAUGGCUUGUGAGCAAACAUGAAAAAUAAGAUAUGAUUCUUGAUAGAGCUUAUCAGUUUAUUCAAGAGCCUUUAGUAUGCUCAGUGGAUGUUUUGUUGUUGUUGUUAUAAUAUACUUUAUAAAGAAUCUUUAAAAGAUAUUCAGAAUUCAUACGAAGAUUGGGUAUGCAUUGUGCAUUCUAAUUUAACCAUUGAUAUGUACAUAACAUUUCAACAACAAUUGUACAGCAACAUAAAAAAUAAAAAACUCUUGUU
Molecule: messenger RNA, 1674 nt
Organism: Strongylocentrotus purpuratus (purple sea urchin)
Lineage: Eukaryota; Metazoa; Echinodermata; Echinoidea; Camarodonta; Strongylocentrotidae
Product: KICSTOR complex protein SZT2-like
Exons: 4
Coding region: 5-1297 (430 amino acids)
Cellular component (GO): peroxisome
Source: RefSeq, a predicted model, not a curated record